This is a messenger RNA of Serinus canaria (Common canary), 1221 nucleotides long. Its product is annotated as titin-like. Lineage: Eukaryota; Metazoa; Chordata; Aves; Passeriformes; Fringillidae. The transcript has 3 exons. The record is from RefSeq and is a predicted model, not a curated record. The coding region runs from base 1 to 1050 and encodes 349 amino acids.
AUGGGAUUUCCCCUCUGGAAUUUUGGGAAAAUUCUGGCCCCCUCCAGGGGUGACAGAGGUGGCACCUGCCCAGCCCCUCCAGGGGUGACAGAGGUGACAGAGGUGGCACCUGCCCUUCACCUGCGGGGUGGCAGCUCCGCCUCCCCUCGAGGGUUAAACCCAAACCAGCCCCGGGGCAAAGAAUUCCCAAAGGUUUUUUGGGAAAAGCAAGAAAAUUCCCCAUUUUCCACCAGGGAAUAUUCCCCGUUUUCAACCAGGAAAAUCCCCAAUUCCCACCAGAGAAAUUCCCAUUUUCAACCAGGAAAAUCCCCAAUUCCCAGCAGGAAAAUUCCCCAAUUCUCACCAGAGAAAUUCCCAUUUUCCACCAAGAAAAUUCCCCAUUAUCCACCAAGAAAAUUCCCCAUUUUCCACCAAGAAAAUAUCCCACUUUCCACCAGGGAAAUUCCCCAAUUCUCACCAGGAAAAUUCCCCAUUUUUCACCAGGAAAAUCUCCAUUUUCCUCCAGGGAAAUUCCCCAAUUCUCACCAAGAAAAUUCCCAUUUUCCACCAAGAAAAUUCCCAUUUUUCACCAAGAAAAUUCCCCAUUUUCCACCAAGAAAAUAUCCCACUUUCCACCAGGAAAAUUCCCCAAUUCUCACCAGGAAAAUUCCCCAAUUCUCACCAGGAAAAUUCCCCAAUUCUCACCAGGAAAAUUCCCCAAUUCUCACCAGGAAAAUUCCCCAUUUUUCACCAGGAAAAUCUCCAUUUUCCACCAGAGAUAUUCCCAAUUCUCACCAGGAAAAUUCCCAUUUUCCACCAGGGAAAAUUCCCAUUUCCCCCUUCCUGCUGCUGCUGCUGCUGCACUCCCGAAUCCUCCCUGGGGAUUUGGGGGAUUUUGGGAUUUUGGGGGAUUUGGGGGCUCCUCCUGCCCCUCAGGAGCUUUGGGGAUUUUUGGGGAUUUUGGGAUUUUUGAGGCUCCUCCUGCCCCUCGGGGGCUUUGGGGAUUUUGGGGGAUUUUGGGGGUUUUUGGGAUUUUGGGGGCUCCUCCUGCCCCUCAGGAUGAGUCUCUAAGUUGGAAAUUCUCCCAGCACCAGCAGGACCCAAACUGGUCCCAAACUGGUCCCAAACUGGGCCGGAUUUUGGGCAGUUUUGUGUCCCUAGAAUAAAAAGUGAAGCCUUGAGCUCCUGCUGCUCACCCCAGCCCUGCUCCGGGGGGGAAUUGUCACCUCCAGCCCGGCCUGG